Brassica napus (rape) is the source of this 873-nucleotide messenger RNA. RefSeq lists its product as uncharacterized. Bases 1 to 873 code for a protein of 290 amino acids. NCBI's taxonomy places the organism in Eukaryota, Viridiplantae, Streptophyta, Magnoliopsida, Brassicales, Brassicaceae. The transcript has a single exon. The record is from RefSeq and is a predicted model, not a curated record.
AUGGGCCAACAGGUCAAGUGGCCUCAGAAGAUGAAAGCACCCGAUUCUAUCCGGAACCCUGGUCUUUGGUGCGAAGUCCACCGAGACCUCGGUCACAAAACGGAGGACUGCGUCGCACUGAAGAUCGAGGUCAACGAGUUGCUUAAGAAAGGACCCCUCAGGGAGUUCUUUUCCGAGAAGGCCAAGAGCCAUCUAAGCAAGGAGACAACAGGAAAGACCACUGAAGCUGCUCCCGUCUCGCCACCUCGACAGGACCGAGUGAUACAUGUCAUAUCGGGCUAUUCGGAGAUCAGCGCCAUAAGCCACGCAGCCGCAAAGAAGAGCACUUGGAACGCCAAGCACGGCCUAAAGGCAGCCAAGCCGAAACGCCUGCUCCUGGGUACAGGCGAAAUAAGUUUCACGGCCAAGGAGCAGGAAAAGGUUCUCACCCCACAUAAUGACGCCCUGGUCAUAUCGCUUACUGUAGCGAACUGCCUGGUGAAAAGGAUGCUGGUAGAUAAUGGAAGCUCCAACAACAUCAUCUUCCAGGCCGCAUACAAGGAACUGGGUCUGGAGGAAAGCGCUCUAACUCUGAGGAUAACCCCACUCAUAGGGUUCAGCGAAGAAGUCAAGAAGACCGCCGGAGAGGUGACCCUCCCGGUGUACGCUGAAGGGAUCAACAUGUCAACCAAGUUCCUUGUUGUUGACUGCGAUUCAUCCUACAAUAUGAUCUUGGGGCUGCCUUGGAUUCACGGCAUGGAAGCCGUCCCUUUGACUCUUCACCAGAUGGUGAAAUUCCCUACGCCCUGGGGCAUAAGGGCAAUCAGAGGGGAUCAAGAGUACUCUCGCUCCUGCUACCAGACUACCUUGAAGGGAAAGACCAAGGUCUUAUAG